CGCCCCAUAGCGCCCUGUUCUCACCCCAUUGCGCCCCCUUGUCCCCCCUGCAGCAACCUGGAGGGCUUCCUGGAGGAGUUUGCUGACAUUUCCAAGGAGGACCAGAUCAAGAAGCUCCACGACCUGCUGGGCCCCCACAUGCUGCGGCGCCUCAAGGCUGAUGUCUUCAAGAACAUGCCUGCCAAGACUGAGCUCAUCGUCAGGGUGGAGCUGAGCCCCAUGCAGAAGAAGUACUACAAGUACAUCCUGACGCGGAACUUCGAGGCGCUGAACUCGCGGGGCGGCGGGAACCAGGUGUCGCUGCUCAACAUCAUGAUGGACCUCAAGAAGUGCUGCAACCACCCCUACCUGUUCCCUGUGGCCGCCAUGGAGUCCCCGAAGCUGCCGAGCGGGGCGUACGAGGGGGGGGCGCUCAUCAAGGCCUCGGGGAAGCUGCUCCUGCUCCAGAAGAUGCUGCGCAAGCUCAAGGAGCAGAACCACCGCGUGCUCAUCUUCUCCCAGAUGACGAAGAUGCUGGACCUGCUCGAGGACUUCCUGGACUACGAGGGCUACAAGUACGAGCGCAUCGACGGCGGCAUCACCGGCGCCCUGCGGCAGGAGGCCAUCGACCGCUUCAACGCGCCGGGGGCGCAGCAGUUCUGUUUCCUGCUCUCGACACGGGCCGGGGGCCUCGGCAUCAACCUGGCGACCGCCGACACCGUCGUCAUCUUCGACUCCGACUGGAACCCACACAACGACAUCCAGGCGUUCAGCCGCGCGCACCGCAUCGGCCAGGCCAACAAGGUGAUGAUCUACCGGUUCGUGACGCGCGCGUCGGUGGAGGAGCGCAUCACGCAGGUGGCCAAGCGCAAGAUGAUGCUCACGCACCUGGUGGUGCGCCCGGGGCUGGGCUCCAAGGCCGGCUCCAUGUCCAAGCAGGAGCUCGACGACAUCCUCAAGUUCGGCACCGAGGAGCUCUUCAAGGAUGAGAACGAGGGGGACAACAAGGAGGAGGACAGCAGUGUGAUCCACUACGACAACGAGGCCAUCGCGCGGCUCCUGGACCGCAACCAGGACGCCACCGACGACGCUGACGUGCAGAACAUGAACGAGUACCUGAGCUCCUUCAAGGUGGCCCAGUACGUGGUGCGGGAGGAGGACAAGAUCGAGGAGAUCGAGCGGGAGAUCAUCAAGCAGGAGGAGAACGUGGACCCCGACUACUGGGAGAAGCUGCUGCGGCACCACUACGAGCAGCAGCAGGAGGACCUGGCCCGCAACCUGGGCAAGGGCAAGCGCGUGCGCAAGCAGGUCAACUACAACGAUGCGGCCCAGGAGGACCAAGAUAACCAGUCCGAGUACUCGGUGGGCUCCGAGGAGGAGGACGAGGACUUCGAUGAGCGGCCCGAGGGCCGCCGUCAGUCCAAGCGGCAGCUCCGCAAUGAGAAGGACAAGCCCCUGCCGCCGCUGCUGGCCCGGGUCGGGGGCAACAUCGAGGUGCUGGGGUUCAACACGCGGCAGCGCAAGGCCUUCUUGAACGCGGUGAUGAGGUGGGGGAUGCCCCCCCAGGACGCCUUCACCUCCCAAUGGCUCGUGCGGGACCUGCGUGGCAAGAGCGAGAAGGAGUUCAAAGCCUACGUGUCCCUCUUCAUGCGUCACCUGUGCGAGCCGGGCGCCGACGGCUCGGAGACCUUUGCGGACGGGGUCCCCCGGGAGGGGCUGUCCCGGCAGCAGGUCCUCACCCGCAUCGGGGUCAUGUCCCUCGUCAAGAAGAAGGUGCAGGAGUUCGAGCACAUCAACGGGCGCUGGAGCCUCCCGGAGCUGCCCCCGGAGCCCAGCGCCGCCGACUCCAAGCGCUCGUCCCGGGCCUCGUCCCCCGCCAGGACCGGGCCCCCCAGCCCCGAGCACAGCGGCCCCCCCAGCCCCGCCCCACACAGCCCCGCCACGCCAGCCCCCAGCGAGCGCGGGGACGGGCCGGGGCCCCCCCAGGACAGGGACCAUGGGGACCCCAACAGGGACGAGAAGGAGCCCAAAGGUGCCGAGAAGAUGGAGCCCGAGCCGCCGGUCCCCGAGGUGCCCCCAUCGCCCGGUGACGGCAGCGAGGCCGAGGGGAUGCGCAAGGGGGAGGAGGAAGAAGGACCCGGCCACAGGGAGCCCGAGGCCGAAGGGACCGCGGCCCGCGAGGAACGAGCGGGCCCGGAGCCCCCCCCUGCAGACAAAGCCGAGGAGAAGCCCCCGGACGAGGACCCCAAGGAGCGGGGGGGGGACCCCGACCACAAACGAGAGGAGCCCAAGGCCGAGAGGGACCCCAAAGCCGAGCCCCGCGCCAACGGGCGCCGCGACGACCGGGCCGAGAAGCCGCGGUUCAUGUUCAACAUCGCCGACGGGGGCUUCACGGAGCUGCACACGCUGUGGCAGAACGAGGAGCGCGCCGCCAUCUCCUCCGGGAAGCUCAAUGAGAUCUGGCACCGGCGCCACGACUACUGGCUGCUGGCCGGGAUCGUGGGCUACGCGCGCUGGACCGACAUCCAGAACGACGGCGCCUUCGGGGUCAUCAACGAACCCUUCAAGGGGGAGGCCUCCAAAGGGAACUUCCUGGAGAUGAAGAACAAGUUCCUGGCCCGGCGCUUCAAGCUCCUGGAGCAGGCGCUGGUGAUCGAGGAGCAGCUGCGGCGCGCCGCGUACCUCAACAUGACGCAGGACCCCAGCCACCCAGCCAUGGCCCUCAACACCCGCUUCGCCGAGGUCGAGUGCCUGGCCGAGAGCCACCAGCACUUGUCCAAGGAGUCGCUGGCGGGCAACAAGCCCGCGAACGCCGUCCUGCACAAGGUGCUGAACCAGCUGGAGGAGCUGCUGAGCGACAUGAAGGCGGACGUCACCCGCCUGCCCGCCACCCUCUCGCGCAUCCCCCCCAUCGCCGCCCGCCUCCAGAUGUCCGAGCGCAGCAUCCUCAGCCGCCUGGCCAGCAAGGGCACCGAGAGCCACCCCCCACCUACCUUCCCACCAGGGCCCUACGCCACCCCCCAGACCUAUGGGGGCACCUUUGGGACCCCCCCACCCGGAGCCCUCCCCCCUGGAGGGGCCAACUACAGCCAGAUGCCACCCGGGUCCUUCAUCACCGCCGCUGCCAAUGGUCCCCCCGUGCUGGUGAAGCGGGAGCGCGAGGCCGAGGGCCAGGACAAGAAGGAGCCGCGGGGGGGGGAGGUCAUUUGCAUCGAUGACUAAAGGAGGGGGGGGCCAUGGGGGGGCCCCCCCCUUAUGUCCCCUUCCCCCCCCCCCCCUUUGGCAGCGGUGGGGGAGGGGCACCACUGCCAAAAUCGCCUCUUUUCACCCCAAAUCCGCUCUUGGGGGGGGGUGUGUGUUUGGGCGGUACCAAUAUGGGGGGGGGGGGUGACAAGGACCACUGCAGCUAUAAAUAUAUAUAUAUAUAUAUCUCCCCCCCAUAGCAGGGGGGACCAAGGGGUUGGGGUGGCCCCUGUGUCCCCCCCCACCCUCCUCUGGGGUGGGCCCCCCCCCGCCCCCCACCCAGGGGUGUCCCCAAGGGUCACCCCAAAACUUCCCCCUCCCCCCCUCCCUCCCCCAUUGGGGCACUUGUUUAACCGCAGCAGAAUAAAACCCGGUUCCUUGGCUAUGGCA
Molecule: messenger RNA, 3612 nt
Organism: Pezoporus occidentalis (night parrot)
Lineage: Eukaryota; Metazoa; Chordata; Aves; Psittaciformes; Psittacidae
Product: chromodomain-helicase-DNA-binding protein 3-like
Exons: 23
Biological process (GO): chromatin remodeling; negative regulation of transcription by RNA polymerase II
Cellular component (GO): nucleus; chromatin
Molecular function (GO): chromatin binding; DNA binding; ATP hydrolysis activity
Source: RefSeq, a predicted model, not a curated record